Jatropha curcas is the source of this 1490-nucleotide messenger RNA. RefSeq names its product homeobox-leucine zipper protein HAT14. Gene Ontology annotation, molecular function: DNA-binding transcription factor activity, RNA polymerase II-specific; sequence-specific DNA binding. The record is from RefSeq and is a predicted model, not a curated record. NCBI's taxonomy places the organism in Eukaryota, Viridiplantae, Streptophyta, Magnoliopsida, Malpighiales, Euphorbiaceae. Gene Ontology annotation, biological process: regulation of DNA-templated transcription.
UAUUCAUAGGAUUUCUCUCUCUAUAAAGACUCUUUUUCUUGAGCUUUCACUCCAAAACGGCAAGACCCUUCUCUUUUUCAGUUUUCUCUUUCUUUCUCUCUCACAUGCAAAGAGGACAGACAUGGAGCUUGGUUUAAGCUUAGGAGAUGCUUCGAAGCCAUUUGGAUUCAUAGACAAAGCUAGAGAUGCCGAAAACAAAAGCAGAUUAGGGUUUUGCAUGGGCUUAUCGAUCGGUUCAAAUUCAAGAAAUGAUAAGCAAGAGGAACUAGAACAAGAAGAAGAAGAAGAAGAAGAUAAACAUAGCGAUAUCAAAGAAAAUAGUAGAGGUACAACAACAAUAACUGAUCAUCAUAAAAAUCCCUCCGCCGCCGUAGAUCCACCUAUUCUUCAGCUUAAUCUUCUACCGAACACUCCUGUUGUCCCUCGCAACCACCACUAUGGCGCCCUUCCUUGGCUCUCCUCCGACAACAACGAUGCAAGAGGGUUAGAUGUGAAUAGGGUCCCGGUUGUUGAGGAGGCUGAUGAUGGGGCGGCUCUGUCUUCUUCGCCGCCAAACAGCGCGGCCUCGUCGUUUCAGAUGGAUUUUUGCAUAUACACAAGUAAGAGUGGAAAUAAUGAAACUGAAGUGGAGAGAGCUUCUUCAAGGGCUAGUGAUGAAGAUGAGAACGGUAGUACAAGAAAGAAACUCAGACUCUCUAAAGAACAGUCUGCUUUUCUUGAAGAAAGCUUUAAAGAACACAAUACUCUCAAUCCCAAGCAAAAGCUUGCUCUUGCCAAACAGCUCAAUCUCCGUCCACGCCAAGUAGAAGUCUGGUUUCAAAACAGAAGAGCAAGAACCAAGUUGAAGCAAACCGAGGUGGAUUGUGAAUACUUGAAGAGGUGCUGUGAGACAUUGACAGAAGAGAAUAGAAGACUACAUAAAGAACUCCAAGAAUUGAGAGCUUUGAAGACUUCCAAUCCCUUCUACAUGCAACUGCCUGCCACUACUCUAACCAUGUGUCCUUCUUGUGAGCGAGUAGCCACCACAACCACCGGCACCGCCACAACCACCACCAUCAAACCGACCAAUACUACCAUCACCAAUAUUAAUAACAGCAACAAAACUGACCCUACAUCUAAAGCCACAGGGUUGUCACUGGCCAGACCCAGGUUCCAUCCAUUUUCUCAUAGCAGUACACAAGCUUCUUGAAAUUAGAGACGUCUACUGGUUUUGAUAAUCUAUACACUACAUAUGAUUCUGUACAUAUACAAGUUUUCGAGAGAAACUUGAUAGCUAGGUUAAUAAUUUUGUCCAUUGAUGAGAGGUGGGUUGGCUGGUUAAUUAAUCACUUGGUUUCAUGUUCUUGGAGGGGAAUUCUUAAAUUAAGUUUGGGUUUCUUAAAUUUUUUUUUUUUUCCUCUGGUUUUACAUAUCUGUAGCAGAAUCAGAAAAAUACGCUGUUAACAGAAACUUACAAGAAAAAAGAAAAGAAAAGAAAAUAUUGUGGAAAA